AUGUCAUCAAAUUCCAAUACUGAUAACAAUGACGAAUAUGUUUGGUAUGAUUGUAGAUUCGUUACUAAUCCAGCCGUCCAUGAUUAUUUACUGGAUUCACUCAGACCUAAUUUUAAAGAAUAUUUAAACCACUUUAAUUUUCAUAGAAAAUCUGAAUAUCUAGACACUACACUUUUCUUCGUAUCUCUACAUCUUAACGAUCCGAUUAAUGUUAUUGUUGCUAAAUUAAUUGUAGAGGAAAUUACGUGUGAACAAGGAAUAUUUUACUUUUAUUUAAAAGUACAAAAUGCUGUAUAUCAUAAAACGAUUCUUGAUUUAUUUUCACCACAAGAUAAUACAAAUCAUCUCAAUGAUUUUCCAAUCAACAUUGUGAAGAUUAUUCCUCGUAGAAUGAAAGAAUCAUCCUUCAUUGAUAAUUUGACAUAUGGCAAGUACUCUAUCGAUGUAAUUUUUUCUGCAAUGAAUGAUAUCAGAAAUCAUGACUAUAUGUUUUAUCUAUUCAAAGAUAUUCACAUAAAAUCCGAGUACUUUAAUCUAAUCGGGCUAUUAACAGUAGGGAAAAACAAACGAGAGAGUAUUCGUUCUUCUGAAAUAUGGAGUGGGUCUGUAGAUCCGCCAUUACGGUAUGUGGCGUCGAAAGCUUUCAAAAGUACAACUGAAUGGUUCACACAAAAGUUGACAGCUAUAUCUAAUGCAUUAACUUAUACUGAAAAACCUGAGCCUCAGACUAAACACCUAAAAAAAGAAUGA
Molecule: messenger RNA, 750 nt
Organism: Trichomonas vaginalis G3
Lineage: Eukaryota; Parabasalia; Trichomonadida; Trichomonadidae
Exons: 1
Coding region: 1-750 (249 amino acids)
Source: RefSeq, a predicted model, not a curated record